Acanthopagrus latus (yellowfin seabream) is the source of this 2256-nucleotide messenger RNA. RefSeq names its product dehydrogenase/reductase (SDR family) member 7B (gene dhrs7b). The transcript is spliced from 7 exons. Gene Ontology annotation, molecular function: oxidoreductase activity. Bases 179 to 1114 code for a protein of 311 amino acids. The record is from RefSeq and is a predicted model, not a curated record. NCBI's taxonomy places the organism in Eukaryota, Metazoa, Chordata, Actinopteri, Spariformes, Sparidae. Gene Ontology annotation, cellular component: membrane.
CUCCCAUAAUUCCUAGCGGGUAGCACAGCCGGUAGUCCCCCUAGAAACAAACUCCGGUCGGACGGAUCCCUGAGAGAAGACCCCGGAACUGUUCACAUCCCCGAUUCACGCUGCUGUGUAGUAAAGCAAGACAGCAACUGAGGGAGCUCGUGCGGAGCAAAGAGGGUGACUGUCAGCCAUGGAGCGCGUCAUGGGCGGAGGAGUGCUUCAGCUGGUUUUAGCGUGUGCAGGGGUCCUGCUGCUUUAUCGAAUCCUUGCCCGCCUCAGACCAGGAGCGGCUCUGCAGGAUGCCGUGGUGGUCAUCACAGGGGCCAGCUCUGGACUGGGGAAAGAGUGUGCACGGGUCUUCCACGCCGCAGGGGCUCGCCUGGUGCUGUGUGGACGAGAUGCAGCCCGUCUGCAGCAGGUGGUCAAGGAGCUGACAGCGAGCUCAACAGGUUCACAGCAGCAGACUUACACUCCCAGCACUGUUAUAUUUGACCUGGCUGACACAGACACAGUGGACAGAGCUGCAGAGGAGAUCCUGAAGUGUUAUGGACAAGUGGAUGUCCUCAUCAACAAUGCUGGAAUCAGCUACCGUGGCAAUAUACUGGAUACCCACGUUUCAGUUCAGCGAGAUGUUAUGGAAACAAAUUACUUUGGGCCUAUUGCUCUCACUCAAGCUCUCCUGCCCUCAAUGGUUCGCCGGCGCAGUGGUCACAUUGUGGUCAUCAGCAGUGUCCAAGGCAAGAUAGCCAUUCCCUACAGAUCAGCUUAUGCAGCUUCUAAGCACGCCACCCAGGCCUAUUUCGACUGCUUACGGGCCGAAAUCGAGCGCCACCGGAUUCCAGUGACUGUGAUCAGCCCGGGGUACAUCCGAACCAACCUGUCGGUCAACGCUGUCACUGGAGACGGCUCCAAGUAUGGAGUUUUGGAUAAAACCACGGCGACGGGUCGUGAUCCGCAGGAAGUGGCUCUGGCCGUUCUGAAGGCUGUCCGCCAGAGGAGCAAAGAUGUUGUUUUGGCGGGACCUCUGCCCAAUCUAGCCAUCUACCUCCGCACCCUGUGGCCUGCGCUCUUCUUCAAACUCAUGUCCUCUCGUGCUCGCAAAGAGCAGAAACCUAAAGAAGAGUGACGCGGCAGCAGGAGAAGAACAAGAGGCUCUGAAAAGGAGGCAUGUUAGAUGCACACAGACCGAAACAGGAAACUGGCUGCUUUACAUGGAGGCCAAACGGACAGGAGAUGUUGAUCUCUUGAGCUAGUACCACUUCUUCUCUAAAGACACAUGCUUGCAGUGUUACUUGUAUAGCCUCCGAAACACAGCAGAGACCUUUGCGUUGUAAGGCUGUCGCAGGGAUUAGAAGUGGGACCUGCAAAUGUGUUUUACUAGCAAGACUGAAAACUGUUCAAUUGUGAGCAUGUAAUGCCGUUGAAUUGACUUGACACCUUUACAUGAAUUUGGAUUACAAAUAAAAUGCUCAAGCUGUUAUCUAUAAGAGUGUUAAUGUUUAACCUGUUACUUAGCUGUUGGAGGUCCAGUGUGGAGGAUGUAGGAGGAUCUACUGGUGGAAAUACAGAUAUUUGUGUCAAAUAAAAACAAACCUUUUUUUUUUUAAAAAAGAUGCUCUGGCAAAAAUGGAAUAUAACAUUUGAAAGGCUUUAAUUUUUGUAAAGUCACCUGAAACUAAGCUUUUCUGUUAGUCCUCUCCCAUGGAGUACACAGUGUUUCUACAGUAGCCUAGAAAGGACGAACAAAACAGCCUUUUGCAGCAGCCCCUGCAGGGAAUGGGGAGAUCAGGGUUGCUCAAUUCAUUGUGAUCUUUAACCUCAACGAUAAGAUGCCACCAAAUCCUCCACAAUGGUCCUUUAAAUAAUCAAGUCUGGGUAAUUUUAUCUAUUAUUUUCCUCUCACUGUCCCACUCAUGAAUAUCUUCCUUAAAAGCCUGUAGCCUCACAUUUUAAGGAGUGAACAAGAAAUGAGAUUUAUUUGUUAACAUUAAAAUGUACUGCUGCCCAUGUGGACUAUGUGAACAGCAGAUGUAUGUGUAUGAGAACAACUUAACAGGAUGCAGGGUUUUACUAAAGUAUCAUAAAUUGUUUCAACAAAGGGUCUAUCCACAACACUGAUGAUGACAACAAAACACUUUACACUACCAAUUGUGUCUUUCUUAAGAGAUUUGGUAGAGCACCAGUUAUGUGUCUGCAACAUCUGUACAAUGUGGCAUAGAGAGGAAACUGCUGAAAAUUACUUAAAAUAAAAUGCUUUUUAUAAAUGCG